Danio aesculapii is the source of this 2722-nucleotide messenger RNA. Its product is annotated as solute carrier family 45 member 3. Gene Ontology annotation, molecular function: sucrose:proton symporter activity. The record is from RefSeq and is a predicted model, not a curated record. Bases 366 to 2021 code for a protein of 551 amino acids. The transcript is spliced from 6 exons. Lineage: Eukaryota; Metazoa; Chordata; Actinopteri; Cypriniformes; Danionidae. Gene Ontology annotation, cellular component: membrane. Gene Ontology annotation, biological process: transmembrane transport.
UAUUUCUAUUGUUUGGUUGAUGACCUGAGCUCAACAGGAGGAUUAACCCGUCCUCUACACCUCGCGGCUUCGUGCAGUGAUUCAUGGUUUUUCCCGGAUAAUUUCAGCACGUCACUGACUGAGUCCUUCCCACAAAGUUGGGAAACAGCGGAGCGUCCGUGAAAGCGACGGACACACGAGAGCCGCGUCUGGACGAUCAAUAAUGCUGAAGACACGAUGGAUCCCCUAGUUGACCUGAGAGUCCGCAUCUCUGCUCUCCCGCACCCAGCCCCUGGGCACCAGACUCUGCACCUUUCACCACCUCCAGAAAACAUCAGAGUUUUCACAUCUACACACAGGAGAAAAGUAAACCUUCCUGUGUAAAUAUGACUGGAUGGAGGUCACAGUGGCGUCUGGUCCUGCUGAACUCGCUGACGUGUGGUCUGGAGAUCUGCGUAGCAGCCGGCAUCACUUAUGUGCCACCGUUGUUACUGGAGGCCGGCGUUGAGGAACAGUACAUGACCAUGGUUUUAGGUAUUGGACCUGUUCUGGGACUUCUCUUCAUCCCUCUGAUUGGCUCAGCCAGUGAUCACUGCAACAGCAGCUAUGGCCGGCGGCGACCCUUCAUAUGGCUGCUGUCGUUGGGAGUUCUCCUCGCACUUCUCAUCAUACCACAUGCUGAUGUUUUGGCUGCCAACUUGAGCUGGGGCAGCACCCGCCGAAACCAGGCUCUCCAAGUGGGCCUGCUCAUCCUUGGCGUGGGCCUUUUGGACUUCUGUGGACAGGUGUGCUUUACACCACUGGAGGCGUUACUCUCGGACCUGUACCGCGAACGGGACGACUGCGGACAGGCUUUCGCCAUGUUCUCCUUUAUGGUUAGCCUUGGCGGUUGCGUGGGCUACUUGUUACCUGCCCUGGAUUGGAGUGGGGGGCUCCUGUCCUUCUACUUGGGUGGUCAGGCUGAGUGUUUGUUCUCCCUCCUCAUCCUCAUCUUCGUGGUCAGUGUGUUCGUCACCAUGAAAGUGUCCGAGGAACCUUCGUCCACUGUGGAACCGGGGCCGCUGGAGGCUGGACGGUGUUUUUCACGCUCUUGCUGCUAUGCGUUUCAGUGUAAGCUCCGGGCUCUGAAGUCCGGCCCACUCAUGUGCCUGCUGAGGACCUGCUGGUCUAUGACACCAGCCAUUUAUCGUAGCUACUGUCACGUGCCGCGUGUCAUGCGGCAGCUGUGUUUGGCGCAGCUCUGCAGCUGGAUGGGCGUCAUGUCCUUCAUGCUCUUCUACACUGAUUUUGUGGGUGAGGGGCUGUACGAGGGAGUUCCCAGCGCUGCUCCAGGUACCGCUCUCAGGAAACGCUAUGAUGAAGGUAUCCGUAUGGGCAGCCUGGGCCUGUUCCUGCAGUGUGCUACCUCUACCUUCUUCUCGCUGGUCAUGAGCAGGCUGGUGCGUGUCUUUGGCUCCAGGAUGGUCUAUCUGAGCAGCAUGAUCUGCUUCACCAUCUCUGCUCUGGUUAUCUGCUUGUCCAAGAGUGUCCUGCUGGUCACGGCGAUGUCGGGCCUCACUGGCUUUGCCUAUGCAACCCUGCAGACACUGCCUUACACUCUCACCUGCCACUACCACAAAGAGAAAGAGGUGUACAUGGAAAACAGCAAAACCAAAAAAACACAUACAAACGGAUUUACCAUCACAAGGGAUUCUGUCUAUCUGUCAUUAGACAACGGCUCUGGAGAUGUCAACCACAAGAGUGGCAUUUCCAAUGGGCACGCUCAUUACAAUAGUGAUAAACCAGAGUAUUACCCACCUCAGAACGAUGGCCGCCUUGAUGCGGAGUCUGAGGAUUUCGAGAAACGUGGGGUCGGAUUAGACUUCGCCAUUCUGGACAGCACCUUUCUUCUCUCUCAGGUCUUCCCCACCCUCUUCAUGGGCAUGAUCGUCCAAUUCACAGAGUCCGUCACCGCGUACAUCGCCUCCUCUGCCAUAUUUGGUGCCAUAGGCAUUUAUUUUGCCACCCACAUCAUCUUUGACCAAAAGGACCUCAGAAGCUGAAGAAGCAGCGAUCAUGUCUUGUUUGGUUUGAGGAUGAAUUAUGCUUUCUAUCUCUAUGGGACCAAUUGGACACAUCAAACUGUGUGAUGUAACUCCUGUUGUGUUUAAAAUACUUUUUUUGUAAAGAACUAUUUUAUUGUAUAUAAUUAUAUAUAUAUAUAUUUUAAUGAUAAUAUAUACAUGUAUUUAUAUCCCUAUGGGAGUUUUUAUGCAACCAGUUUUGGCGAGGUCUGUAUUUAUGUACUCUAACCUCGUUUGACUUGUUUGUCAAACAAAAGUGUCUUAAUUUUUUUUAAAAGCUGAAAUUUUGGUCAGUAAUCAAAACUAAUGACUCAGUCAUGUAUAAAAUCUCAAAAAGACAAUCUGGGAUAUUUUUCUACAAGUGACUUUACAUAGACCUAAGAUAGUGUUACAAACCAUCAUUAACAGUAUGAAAACAUCAUUUAUAUGGUGUUAAUAAGUUACAGUAUAGAUUAACUUUACAAAACUGUUCGUUUCAUGUCCUAUUUAAGUACUGCAUCUGUAAGUACAGCCGCUGUUGCUCAGAGAGUGUAUGUGGAGCUUUUAUUUUUUUAAGAGCGUUACGGGGCGUCACAUUGAGUAAGAUUCUCAGGAUGGACAUUUCGUCCAGUUGAAAUAUUCAUCUGUUCGAUCAAAGCACAAUGAACUAAUAAAAAAGGUACUGAUAUUUUACCUGCUGA